This is a messenger RNA of Brienomyrus brachyistius, 2065 nucleotides long. Its product is annotated as protein disulfide-isomerase A3-like. The coding region runs from base 196 to 1683 and encodes 495 amino acids. Gene Ontology annotation, biological process: response to endoplasmic reticulum stress; protein folding. The record is from RefSeq and is a predicted model, not a curated record. Gene Ontology annotation, molecular function: protein disulfide isomerase activity. Gene Ontology annotation, cellular component: endoplasmic reticulum; cell surface. Lineage: Eukaryota; Metazoa; Chordata; Actinopteri; Osteoglossiformes; Mormyridae. The transcript is spliced from 13 exons.
CAGUGAAGAACGUUGUCGUGGGUGCGCAGGCUUCCCUCUUCCUUACAGCGGCGUUGUGUGCUGUUCGGGGCCUGAGCCCGGUUCACGUUACUCAGACAGGGCGGAGGAGUAAGUCAGAGAGUGCAGCAGCGUUUGAUAUCUUUAGCUGGUUCACCGUAGUUAGAUCCGUGUAGCGUGACACCAUUCCGCACAGCGAUGUUUAAAUUGCUUCUCUCAGUAGUUCUUCUUGGGGCUGUCCAGGCCAGCGACGUGCUAGAAUUUACCGAUAACGAUUUUGAAAGCAAAAUCUCAGACCACGAACUUAUCCUUGUGGAGUUCUUUGCACCGUGGUGUGGCCACUGUAAACGACUUGCCCCAGAAUAUGAGGCUGCAGCGACGCGUCUUAAAGGGAUUGUCCCACUGGCUAAGGUGGACUGCACAGCUAGUAGCAAUGUGUGCGGUAAGUAUGGUGUCAGCGGGUAUCCCACGCUGAAGAUCUUCAGGGACGGAGAAGACUCCGGGGCUUAUGACGGACCGAGAACCGCAGAUGGAAUUGUGAGCCAUCUGAAGAAGCAAGCCGGCCCAGCCUCCGUGGAGAUCAAGACGGUGGCGGAGUUCGAGAAUUAUGUCAAUGAUCGCGAUGCCAGUGUUGUGGGCUUCUUCUCGGACACCGCUAGUCCUGCCCAGGCGGAGUUCCUGAAGGCGGCUGGGGCCCUGAGGGAGUCCUAUCGCUUUGCACACACCAACAAUGAGGAGCUGCUGAGGAAACACAACGUUGAUGCUGAGGGUGUCGUUCUCUUCCGGCCAAAGCGUCUCAGCAGUAAAUUUGAGGAGACCGACGUGCCCUAUAACGAGGAAAAGUUCACCAGCUCCAAAAUCAAGAGAUUCAUUCAGGAUAACAUUUUCGGAAUUUGCCCCCACCUGACUGAUGACAACAAGGACCAGCUGAAGGGGAAAGAUCUGAUGGUGGCCUACUAUGAUGUGGACUAUGAGAAGAACCCCAAAGGCUCCAACUAUUGGAGAAACAGAGUGAUGAAGGUGGCCAAGAGCUUCCUAGACCAGGGGAAGAAGCUGACCUUCGCUGUGGCCAACAAGAACAGCUUCAGCCAUGACUUAUCGGAGUUGGGGCUGGAUUCCAGCACUGGGGAGGUUCCUGUGGUGGGCAUCCGGACUGCCAAAGGGGAUAAAUACGUCAUGCAGGAGGAGUUCUCACGUGAUGGGAAAGCACUGGAGCGGUUUCUCCAGGAUUACUUUGAUGGAAAUCUGAAGCGUUACCUCAAGUCUGAGCCAAUCCCUGAAAGCAAUGAUGGACCAGUAAAGGUUUUAGUGGCCGAGAAUUUUGACCAAAUCGUGAAUGCUGAUGACAAAGAUGUCCUGAUCGAGUUCUACGCGCCCUGGUGUGGUCACUGCAAGAGUCUGGAGCCCAAGUAUAAGGAGCUGGGUGAGAAGCUUGCCAAGGACCCCAGUAUUGUCAUAGCCAAGAUGGAUGCCACUGCCAAUGACGUGCCAUCACCUUACGAAGUCAGAGGGUUCCCCACAAUAUACUUCUCUCCUGCUGGACAGAAGCAGAAUCCAAAGAGAUACGAGGGUGGCCGUGAAGUCGACGACUUCAUCUCCUAUCUGAAGAAGGAGGCCCGCAAUCCUCCUGUGGUUGAGGAAGAUGAGAAGAAGUCCAAGAAGAAGAAGAAGAAGAGCGAGUUGUAGAUGGCCGUUCGAAACAGCUGUGGAAGGGAAGCGUGGAGAAGGAGGAGGAGGAGAGAUUUGCAAUCAUUAGCGUCCUGCAGAACAGCCCGAUCCAAGUCACACUGGUGUCCCCGUUCCAGACGAGCUGCUCCGGGACCACUGUGAGGGCCAGAACAUAGCCGUCAUCGGCUCCGAUGGGACCACGGUCUGUCGGGAUCAGUUCCCCUUUCUUCUGUCUCUUAGACAGUCGCACUUUGAGGUCCUUUCCAGAUUGUUUUUGUUUUGUGGAGGGUUACUCGUUUUUUAUUCUUUAAUUCCUUAAUUUUGUUUUCUGCCCUUUGGUACCACUGUUUUAUUUUGUACAUUUGGACAAAUCGAAUAAAGGCCCAAAUUACCAAGGUGA